Molecule: messenger RNA, 2021 nt
Organism: Nothobranchius furzeri (turquoise killifish)
Lineage: Eukaryota; Metazoa; Chordata; Actinopteri; Cyprinodontiformes; Nothobranchiidae
Product: angiopoietin-related protein 7
Source: RefSeq, a predicted model, not a curated record
CUCGGUUGAGGUGAAUCCUCUUAAAGGUGGAUUACUGGACUAAGAUGGCCACGUCCAGAGGGAAAGAGGAAGAUGUAGAAUGAAAACAUGGAGAGAACGCCUCUGCUCGGUAGCAGAAGAUGGUGUGCAGCUGUGGGGACCAGGAGCAGAGCCUCACAUCAUGAAGCAGAGCGCCUCUCGUCUCCUGGACCGUCUCACUGACUAGCACUGGAGCAAGAAUGCUUUUCCUCCCAUUUUCCAUCCCUUUGAGCUCGAGAGUGUGUUCUGCUCUCUGUUUCCUGAGCUCGCUGCUCUUUGAGGUCAGAGCAGACAACCUGAACUCUUCUGCUGCACGUGCAGGUGGAGGGUCUCAGUGUGGAGAGUACACAAACCAGCUGAUGGAGGAUGGGAUGUGCCAUUUGGUGGCCUCUCUGCCUCAGCAGGAUGAACGCAGAUGUCCAGAUUUGUUUCGCUGCACAGACGAGGUCUCCUACUGGCUGGGUGAGAACGAGCAGAGGAAGCGGCAGAUUGUGGGUCUGAAGGAGACCAUCUCUGAGCUGCAGGAGGAACUCCGAAACCACUGGCAUCGCAUCAAAGUCCUGGAGCUGCAGAGUGAAGAGAAGACAGACCUGAACGUCUCUUUGGAGCAGCGGUUCCAUGAGCUGGAGGUUCGUUACACUGAAAGCACCUCCCUGCUGCAGCUACAGGGAUCCCUGAUCCUGGACCUGCAGAACCAGCUCCAUAAUCUGACCCUUUCAGUGGACAAAGUCAACAGAAACCCCGGCUGUUCCAUCAACGUCGUCCGUCCCAAUCCUCUCCUCAACACCCAGGAAGCCCGACACCCAGCAGAGAUCCAGCAUGUGGGCAACUGUCCCAUUGACUGCGCCUCCAUCCACUACAGCGGGGUGAGGAGAUCAGGCCUCUACACCGUGGUGCCAUUGGUGGUCGGCAUGCCUGUGGAGGUUUACUGUGACAUGGACACAGAUGGUGGUGGCUGGACUGUGAUCCAACGGCGGAUCGACGGCUCAGUGAGCUUUGACCGAAACUGGAGGGAUUACAGAGACGGAUUUGGCGAUCUGCACUCAGAGUUCUGGUUGGGCAACAACCACAUCCAUGACCUUAGCACCCAGGGAGACUACAGCCUCCGCAUCGACCUGGAGGACUGGAGCGUCCAGCACAAGCACGCUGUUUACCAGAGCUUCAGUGUGGAGGAUGAGGAUCAUCAGUACCGUCUCCACGUGUCUGGCUUCAGCGGGACAGCGCAGGACUCCUUCAGCUGGUAUCAUGACAAGCAGGGCUUCAGCACGCCGGACAGUGGCAACAUCUGUGCUGAGAUCUCACAUGGGGGCUGGUGGUACAACCAGUGCUUCUACGCCAAUCUCAAUGGAGUCUACUACCGGGGAGGUCCUUACACCCCUAAAGGAAGAGGGCCACUGGGUCCAGAUGGGAUCGUCUGGUACUCCUGGAAAGACUCAGAUUAUUACUCUCUACGGAAAGUCAGUAUGAUGAUCCGACCGCGUAGCUUCCACUCACAUAUGUCGCCCUGAAUUAUUGUAACCAUGACAAGAGAGUGGAGACAGGAAGUAGCGUCCCUCAUAUGAGUGAGGGUGAGAUUCUGAGACGAGAGCAUGCUAGUGGUGCAUCUAAUGGGACUCCCUCUGUGUGGGAACAGAAAUGGACUUUGGAAACAAACUUUAUGCUGUAGUGUCCAUUUCUUUCAGUCAUGGAAAAUGAAUUUAUUUUUAUACAGCUUUUUACAGCUUGUUAGUUUGAUGCUCUUACAGUAAUAAGUACACAGGGAUAGGUGUUUAUCUGUUGAAGCUAAUGCUUACUAAGUAAAAGGCACUUAAGUACAAAUUACUAUAACUAAGACAAAUCAGUCAUAUGUAUUUAGCAAUUUGCUCUCUCUUUACCACCGCUCAAGUAUAUACAAGCAAAUUUCCAAGUACUAUGUACUGGUUUGGCUUAGUUACUUGUAUUUGAGUGCAUUUUACUUCUAAAAAUUAAUAGCUCCAACACUUACCUACCAACCUAUUACUCAA